AUGCCCUCUCGUCAACGUCACCCCACAGAGGGUCGUCAGGCCAGCCAGCCAGUUAAUGUUUCAGCCACGGUUCUGGAGCAGCCCCCGAGGGUCAUGAGAAAGCUGCUUCACUGGGACGAUCUGCCCCAUUGGCAGCAGGACAACCAACACAUUCAUACCGGAUAUCGGCCAGCCUCGUUCUCUUUCCUGGCCUCUCUGCAGUCGCUGACCUAUCUUCACAAUGAGACUGUCAACAUCUACACGCAUCUUUUACCCUCUCUACUGGCUGUCCCGGCGGCUCUCGGGCUGUAUCACGUUUUAGCUUCCCGGUACGAAACAGCAACCCAUGCGGAUAUAAUGGCCUUCAGUUGCUUUUUUGCUGGAGCAUCCUUUUGUCUGGGGAUGUCUGCAACAUACCAUACCAUCUCGAAUCACUCCCCAGUUAUUUCACGCGUGGGAAAUUCCCUUGACUAUGUCGGUAUUGUAGGCCUGAUUGUGGGUAGUUUCGUUCCUAGUGUGUACUAUGGUUUCUACUGUGCACCGGAUUUGCAACGGCGGUAUUGGACGAUGAUCUGCACCAUUGGCCUUGGCUGUGCCUUUGUCUCGAUUCUCCCUUGGUUCCGUACCCCACGCUGGCGACCCUUUCGAGCGGCCAUGUUUGUCGGUAUGGGCCUAUCAGCGUUGUGUCCCGUGAUCCAUGGGUUACAACUGUACGGCCUGGGACAGAUGAUACGCCAGAUUGGACUCGGAUGGCUUGUCCUCCAGGGCUUCCUGUAUAUCCUGGGGGCUGGUAUCUAUGCGGCUCGCGUGCCGGAACGUCUGCGGCCAGGAAAUUUUGAUCUUUGGGGCAGUUCACAUCAAAUCUUUCAUGUGCUGGUGACACAGUGGAAUUGCCGAGAGCUGUCCACUGAGCUCUGCGGCGUGAUUCGCCUGAAGACCCCUGACAACACGGGUGGCGUGUGA
Aspergillus tanneri is the source of this 942-nucleotide messenger RNA. Its product is annotated as hemolysin III family protein. The transcript is spliced from 2 exons. NCBI's taxonomy places the organism in Eukaryota, Fungi, Ascomycota, Eurotiomycetes, Eurotiales, Aspergillaceae. Gene Ontology annotation, cellular component: membrane. The record is from RefSeq and is a predicted model, not a curated record. Bases 1 to 942 code for a protein of 313 amino acids. Gene Ontology annotation, molecular function: signaling receptor activity.